Cynara cardunculus var. scolymus (artichoke) is the source of this 647-nucleotide messenger RNA. Its product is annotated as dirigent protein 4-like. The coding region runs from base 31 to 606 and encodes 191 amino acids. NCBI's taxonomy places the organism in Eukaryota, Viridiplantae, Streptophyta, Magnoliopsida, Asterales, Asteraceae. The transcript has a single exon. The record is from RefSeq and is a predicted model, not a curated record.
UUAAUUACACAGACACUUGAUAAGCUACAAAUGUCAAGCAUGAAAUCGAGUAUUAUUUGUGCGUGUUUCCUUGUGUUCUUCACUGCCACCUCGGUGGUGGUGAACGGAAAAUAUCACUCCAACACCCACAUAAUUGAUGCUCCGACCACCAUGAACAAAACGCAUCUCCACUUUUUCUUCCACGACACGCUCUCCGGCGACAACCCAUCCGCUGUUCUUGUAGCGAAGCCAAACGGCACGGUGGUUGAAGAAGGAAACGUACUCCCUUUUGGGGCGGUCUACGUGUUUGAUGACCCGCUCACGGAGGGACCUACCCUAAAUUCGAAGGUUAUUGGUAAUGCUCGUGGGCUCUACACGUCAACGAGUCGUGGCUCAGACUUGACCUUGUUGUUUAGCGGUGAUUUUGAGUUUACGAGCGGUGAGUUUAACGGGAGUUCCAUAAGCGUGUUUUCAAGGGACCCGUUGGUGGUGGAGAAAGAGGUGGCGGUGGUCGGUGGCAGAGGGAAGUUCAGGAUGGCUAAAGGAUUUAUUUUGCUUAAUGCCAUUUUCUUUAAUGUUACGAAUGGGGAUGCCAUUCUUGAAUGUGAUGUCACCAUUUUUCAUUGAUGUUUGGAUAUUAAUAAAACAAUUUGGGUCAUUUUGUAAUG